GCUCCAGGGGAUGCUGUCCCAGCCCUUGGCCUCCCUGGAGACACAGGGUGGGGUGUUGGGUUCUCUCUCUCUCUCAGUGCAGAGGCCAUGAAGAUUAACCAGAACACUGUGCUGCAAGGACAGAGGGUGACCCUGGUGCCGUACACUUCUGCACACGUGCCCCGGUACCAUGAGUGGAUGCAGUCAGAGGAGCUGCAGCGCCUGACCGCCUCUGACAAACUGGAGCAGGAGUAUGAGAUGCAGCGCAGCUGGCGGGAUGACACAGACAAGUGCACCUUCAUUGUGCUGGACACGGAGCGGUGGUCUGGGCAGGCAUGUGCGGAUGAGGACUCCAUGGUGGGGGACGUGAAUCUCUUCCUCACUGACACUGAGGAUCCGACGUUGGGCGAGAUUGAAAUUAUGAUUGCAGAGCCCAGCUACCGAGGCAGAGGGUUUGGCAAGGAGGCAACGUUGAUGAUGAUGUCCUAUGGAGUGAGAAACCUGGGAAUCACCAAAUUUGAGGCUAAGAUUGGUCAGGAAAAUGAAGCCAGUAUCUGCAUGUUCAAAAAACUUCAUUUUAAGGAGGUUGCUGUGAACAGUGUUUUCCAAGAGGUGACGCUGAGGCUGGAUGUCAGUGACGAGGAGAGACGAUGGCUCCUGGAACAGACAAACCAUGUGGAGGAGAAGAGCUACGUUGAACUGAAGCUGCCAGCUGGGAUGCUGGAGACCUGACAGACACAUCCAGACACAGACCUUAUUUCCAGGGAGGAGUUGGACGCUAUUGCGAGGUCUGGGUGUGAAGGACACCAGGGAGCCAACGCUGAACUUGACUCUUUUCAUCUGUCUCUGGUUACUUUGUCAUCUUGUCAAUUCUGCACCUUGUUGCACCAGCCAGGAAUACUGCCUGAAAUUUGGACCUGGAGAAUGGCCACUAAUUCACAGGCUUGACUAGGAGCAACUAUAACCUUAACGUGCUGUUCCAGCAGAGCCUAAAAUCACCAGCAGUUAAUCGAUUCCUGGUGUGACAAGUUUCUGGACAAGGAGCAGCCACUGUUCCUUCUUCUGCUGCCUUUAGAGAGAGAGUGAGUACAGAGGCAGUCUUGGUGCGCUGGUAACUCAGGUCUGUUGUCUCUUGAAUAAAAAAACUGACAAAAAAUAUGAGGUUUCCCCAGAGCUAUCUGGGCGCAGCAGGGCUCGGCUGGUGGAAGGGUGGUUAGAGGUUGUAAAGCACAGCAGAGACUCUCUGAACCCUAUUUUCUGGGGUGUGGUGGGUUGCAGGGGGACACUGCUGGGUCCUGGAAGUGAGAGGCCCAGGUGCAGCUAAGCGCAACCAAAUGACAAGUGCUGUUAAUGUGACAAAAAUGAUUGAUAGCAGCUGACCAAGACUUGGGCAGAGCCUCUCCACGAUGGCUGCGUAGCGGGGGGGACUGGCAGCUGCAGGAGGCUGCUGAGACAAAACUGCUUGCUGAGUUUCAGGCCUGUGCUUUGGCACACUGCUGCCUGUUAAGGGUGUGGACCUGGAAACCUCAGCCCGUCAGCAAAGGAAUAUUGCACUUCGAUUUACCAGGCUGCUUUUAUGAAAGCAAGGAGGAGGAGAACACAACUGAAAGGAGACGCAGUAGCUCUGCUGAGCCUGGAGGCUCUGUUCACUGCCCCAAAAAUAUCUGUUCCUGGUGCCAGAUGGCUUUAGGGCAGGAGCUGGCCAGCCAGCCCGCCUCCGCUGUGAAACGGAUGAGAUCUCUCACUUCAGGAGAGGCACUUGCCUGACUCCCCCUGGACAGACUUUUUAAUGCAGUUACUCAGCCUGACCUUUCCUGCCCCAUGCAGCCGGCUCUCACAGCAGGGAAGCUUGCCAAGAGUCGAGGAGAAUAACCCACCCUCCUGCGUGUUUAGCAGCCGUAAUGGCUAAUUCUAGACCAGAAAUUAUUUGUUGCAAUUACAAACUAUCAGGUAAUAGCUUUCAGAUUUGUCCAGGGAUGUUUUCAUAGGAGACUGGUAGACUGUGGAAUUUUUAGUGUUGCUGUGCCUGUAUUUUUAGGGCCUGGGGGUUUUAGUUUUCCAAUUUAAAUACCUCAAUUCCUGUGACUAAUGUUAAAACCAAGCGUGGGAAUGGUGUAUCACAGUAUUUUAAACAACAAGUGUUUAGCGUGGAUUUAGUUGUAGCAAAAGCUUUGUGCAGUAAUAAAGUGAAGAGCAGCUCUGCUUCCAGCUGGGAUUACUGUGACAAGGGCUACUAAUCCUCGGGGCUCUCUGUCACCUGCUGCAGGCAGGAAUGAAUUCUGUCCCCCAGAACAAGAUUUGCAGAACCUGCAGGGUAAACUGCUGGCUCUGUGUUCCUUCCAUGGUGCCUUUCAUCCCUCUGUCAGAGGAGCAAGGUCAGACUGGCAGGAGGGAUGUAGCUGGGCUACAAAGUGACCAAGGUAGGAAGUCCUUUCCUUCAACCUCUGCUGCCAGGGCCGAGGGGGGCACAGUGAAACCGUGCUGCCCUCCCCGGCCCUGCUGUGGCUCCCCGUGCCCGGUUGCUCUGGAGCCGGUGAGCGCCCCGCUUGGCAUCCCCGGUCCCCCAGCAACGCCAGCACACUCCCCCGCCUCCAUGGGCGGUUGGGAAAAACCUUCGCCUUGGCAACCCGAGACAAAGUUGGGUCUGUCCUG
Messenger RNA from Egretta garzetta (little egret), 2631 nucleotides. RefSeq names its product N-acetyltransferase 9 (putative) (gene NAT9). Gene Ontology annotation, molecular function: N-acetyltransferase activity. Lineage: Eukaryota; Metazoa; Chordata; Aves; Pelecaniformes; Ardeidae. Gene Ontology annotation, biological process: protein acetylation. The record is from RefSeq and is a predicted model, not a curated record.